Oppia nitens is the source of this 1191-nucleotide messenger RNA. RefSeq names its product zinc finger protein 787-like. NCBI's taxonomy places the organism in Eukaryota, Metazoa, Arthropoda, Arachnida, Sarcoptiformes, Oppiidae. Gene Ontology annotation, cellular component: chromosome. The transcript has a single exon. The record is from RefSeq and is a predicted model, not a curated record. Gene Ontology annotation, molecular function: chromatin insulator sequence binding. The coding region runs from base 1 to 1191 and encodes 396 amino acids. Gene Ontology annotation, biological process: regulation of transcription by RNA polymerase II.
AUGGGCGACAAUAAUAUCGGCGGUAAUAAUAAUUAUAAUAAUAAUGGACACAUUUGGCGGCCAUUUGAUGUCCACCACCACCGCCAACACCACACCCGUGAUAACAAUGAUGACUACGUGACACAUAACGUGUCGUCUAAUACUGUCAUCGCCAUCACCACCGGUACAGUAGUCAGCAAAACGUAUGCUAACUGUCCUCCGAUGACUAUUAUGCAACCACCAUAUUAUCCCAAUAGUACUAAUAAUAGGGAACCGGUAGUAGCCAAUGGUGGUGGUGGACAGGUAGAUGAUGGUGGUGGUGGUGGUGGUGUUUGGAUAAGCAAUAAUACUACUAGACUGGCCAAUCAUCUGUGCGGCAGUAAUAUAGCUAUUGUUAAUAAUAAUAAUAUUAUUAAUACUACGGUAAACCCGGUGACCAACAACACUGUUAUUAUAGGACCAGUAGCUACCGUACCCGCGCCGGUUAUAUUACCGAAACAACAGCAACAAAUGGCCGGUUGUUGUUCGCCGCCGCCGGUGUCGACGACUACUACCGGUGCCGCCGCCAAUCAUCCACAUCAUCGACAACCGUAUGUCUGCGACCAACGCGAUUGUGGCAAACAAUUUCGGUUUCGGUCGGCACUGGAAAAUCAUCGUUUAGUCCAUUCGGAUGAUCGGCGAUUUCAGUGCGGUCUGUGCGGCAAACGAUACAAACAGCUGAGUGGCCUCUAUUCGCACGAAUCGUCCAAACAUUCGGCGAUUAAAGGCAAACGAUUUGUCUGUCAGUUUUGUGGCGACUAUUUUGUCGAUUACCGUAAUCUCAGGAUUCACGAAUACAAUCAGCACAAGUGUCCGUCGCUAUUGGCUAAACAACAGCAGCCGAUGCCGACAACAACACCGACACUGACAUCAACAGCACCGUUGUCUCCACAGUUGACCGUAGCGUCCAAUGGAUAUCAAAUGGACGGACAGAUUACCGGAGUCGACAUCAAACAUAGGAUGGAUGUAUCAGUAGUGUUGAUGGCGACGGCCGUGGCGGCCAUCGAUGACGGUAGCGGACAGUCCAGCGAUACUACUGUUAGUAGUAGUAGUAGUAGUAGUGGUAGUCGUAGUAGUUGUGGUGUCGGUAGUGAUAGUAGUAGUAGUAGUAGUAAUAGUUAUCGUAAGAAAAAAGUUUUUCUACAACUAAGACAAACUGAUCAUAAAUUUUGA